AUGAAUCAAAUCAUAGAAAUCGAUGAUGAUAAAAUCGGUAAACCACAUAACGGCAAACCUAUUACGAAGAUAGAAAUAUCACCAAAUGAAAAAUGCCUUGUUACUUACAGUGAAGAAGAUAACUCAAUUUUCUGUUGGAACGUUAAUAAUGUAAACGAGGGUUCAGAUGGGAACGUUAAUAAUGUAAACGAGGGUCAACUUUACCCAAUAAAUACUUCCAUCGAAAUACCAGAUAACAUUACUAUAAACCAAAUAUGUGUUUCAGAUGAUAUGAAACUUGUGUAUAUUUACGAAUUUACUGAAAAAAGUCAAAUUAAUAAAAUAAAAAUAUAUGAUAUGAAAAAUAAUCAAAAAAUUGAGUUAGAUUAUGACCUUGAUGAAUAUGAAUAUUGCACCUUUAGCUUAGAAGGUGAAUUUAUUUUAUAUAAUAGAGACAGUGUACAUAAAAAAUUGCAAAAAGUUAUUAUUAUUUAUUCCACGAAAACUAGAAAUAAUAAAUGGAGAUGUAAAAGAAUGUAUAGAUUACCAAUAGAAUUUGAAUUGAUUACGUCAAAAGAUGAUAACUUUUAUUUAUUUGCAAAUAAUUCGAUUUAUGAAUGGAAUAUUCUAACCAAAAAUAGUAUAAAAAUAUUCGGCAGCGAUGAGAUGGAAUAUAAAGAUAUGUCGGAAAUUAGAAAAGAUUUCAAAAUUUUCAGUAAUGAAAAGUUUAUUUGUACCAGAAUCAAGAGUAAAAUUAUUAUUUAUUCAAUUGAAUUAGAAAUUCCUAUUGCUUCUUUGGAUAUAAAUAAUGACAUUCAAAUAUGUAAUUAUAUGAAUUAUAUGAAAUAUACUGGUUUAAAUUUACCUUUAUUACUUCUAUUAUUAAGUACUAAUACUAGUAAAAUUUGGAACUACGUCAUGGAAUAUUGUUGGAAAGAACGUUUAGACCAGAAUGAACAAGAUAACAUUCAAACUAAAACCAAAUCAUUUCGAAUUCUAGAUGGAUAUGUGUGGAAAGCUGAAGUUGAAGAAAAAAUAUCAAAUAUAAAUUUGAUGGACGAAUUCCAUGAUAAAAUUAUUAAAAACAAAAAGGUAGAUGAUAAAAUCGGUAAAGAUUUGAAUGAAGCAUAUGAAACGUAUGAACACUUAAAUAUUCAUUUAUUUAGUCUAUAUACGAGUAAUAUACUUAAAUUAUCUCGAGUCAUCGAGUCAAACUUUGAAUAUCAAAAUAAAUUAGAAUCCUUAGAAUCCUUGGAAUAUAAUUCAAUUAGAUGGGAAAUUAGUACUUGUAAUGAAAGAUCAAUUAUACUGCAAGUUUAUAGCUUAAAUAAGGAUAAUAAGGAUAAUGAUGAUUUAAUUAGCUCACGAACUGAAAAUUUUAAUGCUCCUAAGGAUAUCUUCUUACUUGGAAUUGAGUUACUUAAUGAUAAUAAUAUCAUUUUAAUAACAACAAUAGGCCUUUUUAUUUAUCAUUUAAAUGAAAGAAACAAAUCAAUUUCUUUAAACUAUUUUUAUUAUACAGAGUUAGACAAAGAUUCAUUUAGGAAAAAUUUAAAAAUAUUUUUGACAAAAAAAACUUUACCUUUACCAAAUUAUGAUAGUUUUAAAUUAAGUGAAGAAUGGGUACAAAACGUAAAAAAUAAUAGGGAGAGUCUCUUGAAAUAUGGUGUUGGAUUAUUAGAAUUUGCAAUUAAAGAACAAAAGAUAGAAUUAGUUGAUGAUAUCUAUAAAAAAUGUAUAAGUUACUUUAAAAAAGAUCUAAGGAACAAUAGAAUGUUUUUAAGUAUUAUUACUUCUACAAUGCCAUAUUUUAAUGAAUAUUUUCCUGAUUAUAUUACAAAAUAUUCUUUAGAAACAGCAAUGAUCAUAGACAAUCCUAUUUACAAUAUAGAAUAUCGGCAACACAAAUCACAACUUCAUUCUUUUCAAUAUCCUCAAAUAGCUGAUUUAACUAAAUCUAUUUUAUGGUUAAGGUACAAUACGUGGAUGGGCAAAUUAGCUGAAAAUCAUGGAAAAUAUUUCACCAUUGCUAAACUUUUAAUUAAACUUUUAAUAAUUUUACCCAUUUUUCCAAUUUAUUUUUUUACAUUUUAUAUAUUAUCAAAAUUCCAUUUUAUUAAUGAUGCUUAUGAAAAUGGUACAUAUUCUAUUUAUUAUGACCUUGUUAGCUUUUUUGAUAAGAAAUUAUCAAAAAAUAGAACAACACCGAUAAUUACUUUUAUGAUUCCUUAUAUUAAGUUUAUGAAUUAUCCACGAGAUUAUGGUUGGUUUCGGGAAUUAAUUUUACCUCAACAUAGUCCUUUUGUUGACUCAAUAAGGAGUGAUAUCUUUAAAACAUUGGAUGGUGAAGCAUUAAUUAAUUUUAAAUGGAAUACUUAUGGAAAAUAUUAUCAUUCAAUAAUUUGGAUUGGAUAUGCAGCAUUACUCGUAUGUUUUGAUACGGCUGCUGGAAUUCCAGAUCGAUAUAUUGGUGCAGAUAUUCGAAAUAAACUUUUAAUUGCUUCGUCUAUACUUGGAUUCCUUCACCUUAUUUUUGAAUUUCGUCAAUUUAUUUAUGAUCCUGCAAAGUGGAUAAGAAGUUAUGGAAACAUUAUUGAUACAUGUAUAUACUUUCUUCCUACUUUCACUUCAAUUUUAUGGCUUCGAACAAGUGAUUAUCAUCAGAUAAUUCCAUAUUCAACUUUUUCGUGCCUGCUAUUAAAUUUAAAGUUAAUAUCAUUUUUUAGAAUAUUUGAGAUUUAUGAUGAAUAUUACACAAUCGUCAUUAGAAUUGCUAAACGGGCCAUAUUUUUCUUUGCAUGCUUUAUAAUGGUUAUUUUGGCAAGUUUCGCAUUUGCAUUUUAUAUUUUAUUAUCACCGAAAGAGGAUUAUUCUUUAGAUACACGUACAUUUAAUGAUGACCCUAAUAAUCCUUGGAACUUGACAGCUACUUAUCAAGUAUUUGUAAAUGAAACCAGCACUAGUCCUAAUCUAUUUAUUUUACAACAACCUGAUGAGAACACAAAUAUGUUUACAAACUAUGCUAACUCACUUUUUGCAACGUGUCUAUUACUCACAGGUGAUACAAGCUCGUUAUCCAAUUGGCCUUAUGAAGAAAAUCCAACACUCAUGAUAUUAAUGAUUUUGUUCGCAUUUGCAAUGGCUAUAUAUAUUCUGAAUGUAUUUAUUACCCUAUUUGGUGAGGCUAUGCAAGAUAAUGAAGAAUCAUAUUUGAUAAUGAAGGCAGAGUAUUUGGUUAAAAUUGAGUUAUUUUACUUAUUACCAUUUCAGAGACGUUGGAAAUCAUGGUUUCCUGAAGUAAUACAUUAUCAUGCCGGUAUAAAAAAGACUCGAAAAGAAAUUAAAAAAAUGAUUGAACAUAAAGAAUGGAAAACCAAGGAAUUCCCAAAUCUGAAACGAAGGUUAACGGAAGAACUCGAAAUUGAAGAUGAUACGCUAAAAGGAAUAUAUAUAGAUAAAGCUACAACAUAA
Messenger RNA from Rhizophagus irregularis DAOM 181602=DAOM 197198, 3450 nucleotides. RefSeq lists its product as uncharacterized. NCBI's taxonomy places the organism in Eukaryota, Fungi, Glomeromycota, Glomeromycetes, Glomerales, Glomeraceae. Gene Ontology annotation, molecular function: protein binding; monoatomic ion channel activity. The record is from RefSeq and is a predicted model, not a curated record. Gene Ontology annotation, biological process: calcium ion import across plasma membrane. Gene Ontology annotation, cellular component: plasma membrane.